This is a messenger RNA of Acytostelium subglobosum LB1, 2418 nucleotides long. RefSeq lists its product as hypothetical. The annotation marks the transcript as partial. NCBI's taxonomy places the organism in Eukaryota, Evosea, Eumycetozoa, Acytosteliales, Acytosteliaceae. Gene Ontology annotation, molecular function: voltage-gated chloride channel activity. Gene Ontology annotation, cellular component: membrane; intracellular membrane-bounded organelle. Gene Ontology annotation, biological process: chloride transport; transmembrane transport. The record is from RefSeq and is a predicted model, not a curated record. The transcript has 4 exons.
AAAUCCAAUAAUACAUCCAUACAUAUAUACAAACACAUACAGAUGAAGAACUCAAAGGAUUAUCUGUUGCUAAACGUCAAUAAAGAUGAGGACGGGGCACAGACGGCCUCAGAGAGUCUUACUCACAGAAGACAUUCACACAAGGUCUCCGAAAAAGAGAAAGAUGCAAUGCAGGCAAUAGAGAGCUUGGACUUUACAGAGAUCGAUAAUAUACUGCUGCGAAAGUUUAACCAUGACGAUCAGAACAAGCGUAAUAAGGUGUUCAAGUCAUUGGGAAAAUGGGUAAUAUGCUCCCUUAUUGGUAUCAUCGUUGGUAUAGUUGUUUACUGUCUCAAAGGAUCUGUUGAUCAGUUACAGGAGCUAAAGUUUCACUCUGUAGAGAAGUACAUAGUCAUGGAUAAAAGCAAAUCUAUACCAUUCUUUAUAUAUCUAUCAUUCAACCUAUUGUACUCGAUUAUCAGUUGUGUCUUGGUGAUAAUAGCCGGUCCCUUGGCAAGCAGCUCUGGCCUACCAGAGGUCAAGGGCUAUCUCAAUGGUAUCAGAAUCAGGAAAGCCUUCAACCUCAAGACCUUCUUUGGCAAGCUUACCUCUCUCAUCUUUGCAUUCUCCAGUAUGGUGGUUGGUCCUGAAGGACCCAUGUUCCACAUUGGCUCAUGCAUUGGCUCAUCCAUCUCACAGUUCAAGUCCAAGACACUGGGCAUCCAUUUUAAGAGAGGUUUCUGGGUCUUCCAGAACGACUCGGACAAGCGCGAUUUUAUCAGUUGUGGUGCUGCUGCCGGUAUCGCCGCAGCGUUUGGUGCCCCAAUCGGUGGUGUACUCUUUGCUCUAGAGGAGGGCUCAUCUUUCUGGUCUCGACAACUCACAUGGAGAACAUUCUUCUCGUGCCUCAUCGCAACCCUAACGGCCAACUUCUUCCUGCAGGGCUUUGGCGUGCGUAUUCACGACUAUGGAGUGCUCACUUUUGGCUUCUCCAAGAACUUCCUCUACACCUACUACGAGCUCGUACCCUUUUGCAUCAUGGGUGUCAUUGGCGGUCUGCUCGGUGCACUGUUUGUACAUCUCAACGUGCGCAUCAACUAUUAUCGCAAGGUAUACUUGGGCACUCGACCAGUCUAUCGCCUGGUUGAGGUGAUUCUGGUGGUCAUCCUCACAUCAUGCAUAUUUUACUUUCCAGCACUUGUCGUUCCGUGCACCAGUGUCAAUCAAGUGAUGCAAGCCUCCACUGAUGUAUGCGAUGUUCAACAGGUGAUGACCAGCGUUCAGUUCUUCUGUCCAGAGAACUACUACAAUGAGUUGGCCAGUCUUACCUUUACCACAUCGGAGAAUGCACUCAAGCUUCUGUACAAUCGUGAUGUCAACAUCUUCAACUCCUACAUUCUCCUAUUCUUUGCAAUCAUCUACUUCAUUCUCUGUACAAUAACCUCUGGUACAUACGUUGCCUCUGGCAUAUUCAUACCAAUGAUGGUGAUUGGAGGUGCUUGGGGAAGACUAUUUGGUAAGACUCUUGACCUCAUUAUGAACGUGGAUGCAUCCCUCUAUGCACUGAUUGGAUCGGCAGCAAUGAUGGGUGGCAGUCUUAGGAUGACGAUCUCUUUGGUCGUCAUCAUUGUGGAGCUCACCGAGGGCACACAAUAUUUACUACCAGUGAUCCUUGUCGUUAUGAUUUCGAAAUGGACUGGUGACGCUUUCAACGAAUCUAUCUACGAACAUCUGAUUGAGCUCAAGCACAUACCCUAUUUGCCAAGCAAACCAUCGCGUCACAUGAAGAACUUGACCGUCUCUGAUGUCAUGGCAAAGGAGGUGGUCACCCUUCCCGAAGUGGUCUCAGUCAAGACUAUUCUGGAGGUCCUUAGCAACACCACUCACAAUGGCUUCCCAGUAGUGCUCGUACCGAAUCUACAUCAAGAGUCUGAAGAGGAUGACAACAACAACAACAACAACAACAAUGGCAGCAGCAGUAGCAAUAUCAAUAUCAACGUUGGCAAUGGAUUGCUAAACUCAUCUAUUAAUUCCGAUAGUGAUGAAAAGGACGACAAGAUCCUGUGUGGAUUGAUACUGCGCAACCAACUUCUGGUACUCAUCAAGAACAAGGUCUUUUCAGACCCGAACCAUCUCGACAGCAUCAAUCUUUGCUCACGUGAUGGUCAAUAUCCUCUGCCCAUAGACCACCGCACAUUCGUCACAGAGCUCGCCAGUAGCAAGUUCCCGACAGUGAGCGAGGUAGCACACACUGUACCGACACAGGAUAUGGACAAGCUUAUCGAUCUGCGUCCCUACAUGAACUUUGCAGUUGUCAGCAUCAAGAACUACAGCUCCUUGUCUGAGGCCUACCAACUGUUCCGUUUAGUAGGACUACGUCACGUCGUCGUUGUCAAUGUAUUCAACCAAAUCGUAGGAAUCCUAACUAGAAAGGAUUUA